This is a messenger RNA of Ictalurus punctatus (channel catfish), 4155 nucleotides long. RefSeq names its product alpha-2-macroglobulin. The record is from RefSeq and is a predicted model, not a curated record. The transcript is spliced from 35 exons. Gene Ontology annotation, cellular component: extracellular region. The coding region runs from base 1 to 4155 and encodes 1384 amino acids. Lineage: Eukaryota; Metazoa; Chordata; Actinopteri; Siluriformes; Ictaluridae. Gene Ontology annotation, molecular function: endopeptidase inhibitor activity.
AUGGGCUUUUCUCAAGUUCUUUUUGGAGUUUUUUUGCUUUUACCAAGCAGCAGUCCUCACCUGCCUCCAACCAGGCGCAUUCCCCGUCCGAGCUUGCCUCCAACCAGGACCACUACACAGACCACCACCACAGCCACUCCCCGUCCGAGCUUGCCUCCAACCAGUUUUUACCUCUUGGCCGUGACCUCCCAGGCUGUAGGGGGCACUACAGAGACGCUAUGUAUCACGGUGAACCCCUAUAAAGAAGUCUCACUGGAAGUGAACCUGGAGCUUAAUGGCGACAGAGUGGUACUUCUGAAGGAAAUAUCUAUUAAACAAGAAUACUACCGCUGUAUCCCGUUCCAGGUUCCUGUCGUAAGCGUGGAAUCAGUAGCGUCUAUUGACAUUCAGAUAAAUGGAGAAAGCACAUUCCUGAACAAGACAACAAAGAUCCUCAUCAAACCUCCGACUUCUCUGAUUAUUAUUCAGACGGAUAAACCCAUCUACAAACCAGGACAAACUGUGAUGUUCCGCAUCGUCUCUCUGGAUUCCAAUUUCCUCACCUACAAUCAGACGUUUCCAACAAUAGAAGUGCAGGACCCAAAUUCGAACCGCAUUGGUCAGUGGCUGAACGUGCCCUCAUACGGCAGUCUUGUGGAUCUGUCAUAUCCCUUGAACUCUGAGGCCACAAAAGGAUUUUAUAUCAUCACUGUCCAGAGCCAGAAAAAUGAAGCGAUCAAACAAUCCUUUGAAGUCAAGGACUACGUUCUGCCCACGUUUGAAGUGACGGUCCAACUUCCUCCAGUCAUAACCAUCCUGGACACACAGGCUACGCUGAAAGUGUGUGCUAAAUAUACAUACGGGAAGCCGGUGAAUGGGACAGUGAAGGCCAAAGUCUGCCAUAACAGCUACAGAUACUUCUGGUUCCCACCAGGAAGCACAACCCUACCGGACAUCUGCAAGGACUAUAUAUUCAAGACUGACAGGACAGGCUGUGGAGAAAUUGUCUUAAAUCUGAAUGAAUAUGCUUUAACUGAUUCACGCUAUCAAGGUGUAAUCAAUGUUCAAUGUGAUGUGGAAGAAUAUGGCACUGAUGUGACUCUGACUGGUUCAGGCAGCUCUGUUAUAUCAUCUAAUAUCGUGACAAUUUCAUUUGAGAAUUCACCAACUGUGUUUAAGCUCGGAAUGACGUAUGAAGGACAGGUUAAAGUGACCGGCCCAAACGCCAGUCCAAUGAUAAAUAAAGUAGUGUUUCUGACUGUAAGUUAUGGUAAUGUUAAAAAUUCAGUGUGGACUCUGGUUACAAAUGACAAAGGCAUCGCAAACUUUUCCCUCGAAACUCAAGAAUGGGGUAUGCAGCAAGUCUCUCUUCAGGCAGAGUAUGAAAUGACCAAAAGACCAGUUGUAUAUGUGGCAAAUCAGCUCACACCAUACUACCCCACAGCCUACCUCUAUCUUCAGCCUUUCUACUCCAAGAGCCUGAGUUUUAUUAAAUUGAGGAGCAGCUCGAUGCCUUUCAGCUGUGAUAAAAAUGCUGUGAUUGAAGCGGAGUACAUGAUACGUGACGAAACACGCAUACGACCCUAUAUAUCCUUCUUCUACAUGGUGAUGUCUAGAGGACAUUUGUUUCAGCAAGGACGUCUUUUGGUGUCUAUACCCUCAGGAAGAGUGGAGAUCAGAGGCACACUGUUUCUGUCACUGAGGAACAUGCUACAGUUGUCCCCGGUUGCUCAGGUGGUCUUGUACACAAUCCUUUCCAGUGGUGAGGCUGUGGCAGACAGCAUGAACUUCCCAAUUCAGCUGUGUUUGGCUAACAAGGUGUCUCUGAAUUUCUCACAAUCGUCUGAGCUUCCUGGUGCUAAGGUGUCAUUGAUCCUGAGAGCCACCCCAGGAUCACUGUGUUCAGUGAGGGCCAUCGAUCAGAGUCUAUUAUUGCUGCGACCAGAGGACGAGCUCAACACGGAAUCUGUGUUCAACAUGCUGCCUGUAAAGACGUUAUCAGGAUAUCCAUACAACAUCUAUGACGAGGAUUCAUCCCAAUGCUCUGGGAACCCGCCCAUCAACAUAUUUGCAAGACUACGGCCAAUUUAUAUACCAGCCUACGGAAAAAUCGACGUGUACAACACCUUUAAAGAUGUUGGAAUCAAGAUCCUCACCAAUGCCAUAGUCAAGAAACCUAUUGAGUGUUUUCCAUUUCCAAUGAGAAGAGAUGUAGCCAUGGCUGUGCCAGAAAUGGCAUUCAUGCUUGCCAAAGAUGUUUCAGCUACAUCAAGUUUAUCAACUGGAUCAGUCGCAUCAGUCGUUACGAUCCGCAAAUAUUUCCCAGAGACGUGGAUUUGGGAUCUCGUUUCAGUCAGACAAGCUGGAGCAACGGUCGUUAUUAAAACGGUUCCAGACUCCAUCACUACAUGGCAGGCUGGUGCAUUUUGUACAUCAUCUGUUGGGUUCGGAGUCGCACCGAAAACCCAGCUCACUGCCUUCCAGCCUUUCUUUGUAAGCCUCACCAUGCCGAGCUCCGUCAUCCGAGGAGAAGUGUUCACGCUCAAAGCCACCGUCUUCAACUACCUUCGAAGCUGUAUGAUGGUGAACGUGAUUUUGGCUGGCUCAAAUCAAUUCUCAGCACAAGUGUGUGAAAACUGCCGUUACACAAGCUGCCUGUGUGCUGACGAGAGCCAGACCUUCUCCUGGACCAUCACACCACUGGUUCUGGGGGAGGUAAGCAUCAAUGUGACGGCGGAGGCUGUGAGAUCAUCGACUCGGUGUGGGACGAGACCGGUUACUGUACCACAGAAAGGACGCAUCGACAUGGUCAUUAAAACACUGCAAGUGAAGGCUGAGGGAACCAAACUAUGUAAAAGCUACAAUGAACUUCUCUGUCCAGAUGGUAUUGUCCAGACGACCGUCUCACUGACUCUGCCUGAGGUGUUCGUGGAAGGUUCAGCCAUGGCCUCAGUCUCUGUCCUGGGAGAUCUGAUGGGCCGAGCGCUACAGAACCUGGCGAGUCUCCUUGCGAUGCCGUACGGCUGUGGAGAGCAAAACAUGCUGCGCUUUGCCCCCAACAUCUUCAUCCUGCUGUACCUGGAGAGCACCAACCAGCUCACGCCCCAGAUCAGGAGCACAGCCGAGACCUUCCUCGUGAGCGGAUAUCAGAGAGAACUGACCUACAAACACACUGAUGGAUCUUACAGUGCUUUUGGGAUGAGAGAUCCGUCAGGCAACACAUGGUUGACCGCGUUCGUGAUGAAGUCUUUCGGAAGUGCCAAGCGAUACAUCUUUGUAGAUCAGAUGCUUGUAGAUCAGGCGAAGGCCUGGCUCGGUCAGCAGCAGCAGGCUAACGGAUGCUUUGCCUCAGUGGGACAACUCUUCCACACUGACAUGAAGGGAGGGGUGAAUGAUGAGGUGACCCUCUCGGCGUACAUCGCAGCUGCAAUGCUGGAGCUCAAUUAUACAAUUGCAGAUCCUGUGGUGAACAGGAGUCUCGCGUGCCUGAGGAAUGCGUACACUCAGGUGAACGCCACCUACGCCAAGGCUCUCCUUUUCUACACCUUCACUCUAGCUGGAGAUCAGGCGAUGAGGAACACGCUCAUCUUAGACCUGGAUGCAAAGGCCAUAGUCUCAGGGGGUAGGAGGUACUGGAGCAGAGUGGAUAGUGGGUCUGUGACGGACUCUUUGGAGGUGGAGAUUACCUCGUAUAUGCUUCUGGCUCUGAUGUCUGGACCCCAGCUCUCCGGGUUUGGCCUGGGUUACAGCGCCAGCAUCGUCCGUUGGCUUUCUCAGCAGCAGAAUGCCUUUGGGGGUUUCAGGUCUACACAGGACACUGUCGUGGCUCUCCAGGCUCUGGCAAAAUACAGUCUCGCCACCUACAGUCCAGCAGGAGCUGUUACUGUUACUAUAAAAUCACUAUCAGGGGUGAUUAAGAAGUUUACCAUCAAUCAGAGUAACAGGCUGCUGUAUCAGGAGAGUCAGCUGCAGAAGGUUCCUGGAGAUUACAAAGUCAAAGCAAAAGGGAAAGGCUGUGUGUACGUGCAGCUGAAAAAAGGAGUGGAGAAGGUGUACACGCUGAGGAUCGUGCAGGACAUUGCAGUGGCGAAACUGAAACCGGCCGUUGUGAAGGUUUACGACUACUACGAGACCGGUGACUCGGCUGUAACUGACUACACCUCACCAUGCACUUAA